AAAACGAAAACCGGAGUUGAUUGAUUGAUUAUAUUUUAUAAGAUACCAGUCAUAUACUACGACACCUACUCUACAAAAUCCUUCACUACAUACAUCCAUUAUGUCUUUGGUAUUUUCACAAAGAAGAACUUCUCCUGAAAUAACUUGAGAAACAGGAAAUUCUGAGUAGUGACAGUUGGCACACUCACACUUACGUGCGCGCACGCACUGAUUGAUGUUAGGAAAUUUAAAGAGAUCGAUACAUCGAGAAAAUCUGUUUGAAAGAGGAUUUUUCUAUGGAAGAUGCGAGUGUUGGAAGAGAAAUUUAAAUGUCUUCAUUGAAACAAAGAACAAAAAUUGUAAAAUUUUAACCUUCAAGUUUCAAUACUGAAAGAAUGUCUGAGGAAGUGGUAACAUAUUGCAGAUGUGAUACUUGUGGGAAAAAAUGUAACUUAUCUGUUUGUGAGUGCACUCAUACAAAGGAAAAUCCAUAUCACCGUGAAAUAUGUGAGGAAACAUUUUCUGAAAAAGCUAAUCUAACAGAACAUGAACAUGGUCUCACUGACAAGAAAGUGCAUCAUUGUGAAAUAUGUGGGAAACAGUUUUCUCAAUUUAGUACAUUAACACGGCAUAAACGUAUUCACAGCGGAGAGAAACCCUACCACUGCGAAAUCUGUGGCAAAGCAUUUGCUGAAAAUUAUUUUUUAACAUUACACAUACGUACUCACACUGGAGAGAAACCAUAUCAAUGUAAAAUCUGUGGAAAAGCCUUUUCUCAGAUGAGUCAUUUAGCAGGACAUAAACAUAUUCACAAUGAGGAAAAACCAUACCACUGUGAAAUGUGUGGGAAAGCUUUUUCUGAAAUAAGCCUUGUAAGGAAACAUAAACGUCUUCACAAUGAGGAAAAACCACACCACUGUGAAAUAUGUGGAAAAGAAUUUUCCAUUAGUGCCAACUUAAUACGACACAAACGAACUCAUACUGGGGAAAAACCAUAUCAGUGUGAGAUCUGUGCGAAAACAUUUUCUGAAAUUGGUCAUUUAACAAGGCAUAAACGUUUUCACACUGGAGAAAAGCCACACAAUUGCGAAAUAUGUGGGAAAGCAUUUUCUACAAGGGGUAAUUUAACAGUACACAAACGUAUUCACACUGGGGAGAAACCUUAUCACUGUGAAGUUUGUGGGAAAGCAUUCUCUGAUAGACGUUAUAUAUAUGUACACAAAAAUACCCACACUGGAGAGAAACUAUUUCCCUGUGAAAUCUGUGGGAAAGCAUUUUCUCAAGUUGGUCAUUUGAAACGGCAUAAAUAUAUUCACACCGGGGAGAAACCAUAUCACUGUGAAGUUUGUGGAAAAAACUUUUCAAACAGUGGCACCUUAGUAAGACAUAAACGUGUUCACACUGGAGAAAAGCCACACCACUGUGAAAUCUGUGGAAAAACAUUUUCUCAAAAUGGUGCUUUAACAAGUCAUCAACGUAUUCAUACUGGAGAAAAGCCAUUCACAUGUGAUGAAUGUGGGAAAGCUUUUUCUACAAAAAGGUAUCUUCGAAGACACGAACAUGUACACUCAUAUUAAAAAGAAACCAUUUACUCAUCAUAAUUACUUAAAUAUGCUCAAAGUCAUUCAUACAAGUAGAAGACUGUUAAGAUAUAAAUUUUGUGGGAAAGGAUUUUCUGAUUCCAAUGACUUAGGAAGCACAAAUAUAAUUUAUUUUGGGGAAAAUAGGUUUACCAUUAUGAAAUUUGGUGGAAAUCAUUUUCUCCAACCAAUCACUUAUCCAUACAUAGAUGUCUUUUAGAAAAAAACCGAUUUGGCUGUGAACUUUCAGAGAGAAUAAUAUUGGCUGUUAAUCACUACAUGUGACUGUUAAAAUGUUGUAUUUGCAAUGUAUAAAAAGUAUUCUAUGGAAUUAUGGUAAAUCUAUUUCUAAGAAUUGUUAUUUAGGGUUGAUGCCAGUGCUGCCUGACUGGCUCCUGUGCCGGUGACAUGUAAAAAGCAUUAUUUGAGUGUGGUCAAUGCCAGUUCUGCCUGAUUGGCCCCUGUGCCAGUGGCAUGUAAAAAUCACCCACUACACUCUUGGAGUGGUUGGCGUUAAGGACAUCCACCUGUAGAAACCUUUCCAGAUCAGAUUGAAGCCCGAGUCCUCAGUCAAACUGUCCAACCCAUGCCAGCAUGGAAAGCAGAUGUUAAACGAUGAAGUGUCAUUUGUACAUAUGUAUAACAAGAUAGUGUAUGACUGCUGCUGCUGCUGUGUUAUCCCUGAAUAAUGUUUGAGACAUUAUUGUGGCUGUCAAGGCAGUGAGCUGGCAGAACCAUUAGUGUGCUGAACAAGAUACUUAGUGGUAUUUUGCCUGUUGCUACAUUCUGAGUUCAAAUUCCAGCGAGGUUAACUUUGCCUUUCAUCCUUUCAGGGUUGAUAAAUUAAGUACUGGGGCCGAUUUUAUUGACUAGUCCCCUCCUCCCAAUAUUCAGGCCUUGUGCCUAUAGUAGAAAGGAUUAUUGUGGCUGUCAUCCUAACUUGAAACUGAAAUCUGAAGUCAUGCUCAAAAUUCAACUGGAAAUUCUUUGGAUUAGAAUAUCAAAUUCUUUUAUAUGAUACUCACCUUCCCUGGUAACCUCUGAGAUUUUGAGAAGAAAUUAAAAAAUUUUUCUCAUGUUUAUAUAUUUUAAUGAAUAUUAUGUUAUGUUGAUGGAUAAUAAACAUUAUUUUGAUAUAAAAAUCAGGUGCAUUUUUAUGAUUGUUUGUCGUGACUUAUGUAUGACGUUAUACAUUUUUUGAGCUAGCAUGUUCAGUCACUAUUUUCACAUUACAAACAACACAUCCAUCAAUGAGUUGUGAUAAUAUUUUAUUCAAUAUGCAUAAAUCAAGUCAUCAUGUUUUCAUCUUAAUCUAAGAUUUACUGAUCUAUUUUCCUCUUUGCAACAAGAUUUAAAAUUGGAUUGCUUGGUAUUUGAUACUGUUGCUACAUCAAUCUUCCUCAGUUUAUGUCACUUCAACUUCUACAUACAUUUCUUUGCAAUAAUGUAUUCCACAAGAGAAAAAGGAAAGCUGUAAUUUCAGGACAACAUUGUAAUAAAUUCUAGGCACUCAUGACAAAACAAUAAACUUAGGUUUGCAGCCACCAACUACAAAUUCCCCCCCCACCCCCAAGUAUGAUCUCCAUCAUGUCCAAAUCCUUUGUUGGUAUGUCUUCUAAUUAUAAACUACAGACAGAGUAAGGGUAAUGGAGAAUUUACAGCAUAGCAGCUUGCACAAGGUACCAUCCAUUGUGAUUAGGAGAGGGAACUUAUUAAAGCAGACACUGAGUUUUAAUGACAGCAGCUAAUAGCUUGAGUCUGCUUCGUGUCUAUACUUUUACACUCAAGUCUUCUUGUUAGCUGUUUUAACCCUUUCGUUACCGUAUUUAUUUUGAGAUGCUCUGUGUUUCUUUCAGUUACUUUAAAUAUGACAAAGAAUUUAGUAAAAUAACUUAAUUAUCAUUCAGCUGGUGUUAGGAACAUAAAUUGGGACUAAGGUUUGGUAGAUUUUAAUUCAGAACUUAUGAAAACCAGACAUUUGUACUCAGAGCCGGUUUCAGCUGGAUUGGUAAUGAAAGGGUUAAAAAUCAUUAACUACAAACUGUGUAGGUCAAACUAGUGAAUUCUUUGUUACUAAUGUGAAGGAAUUGUUAAAAAAAAAAAAAAAAAAAAAAAAAAAAAAAAAAAAAAAAAAAAAAAAA
Molecule: messenger RNA, 3700 nt
Organism: Octopus bimaculoides (California two-spot octopus)
Lineage: Eukaryota; Metazoa; Mollusca; Cephalopoda; Octopoda; Octopodidae
Biological process (GO): regulation of transcription by RNA polymerase II
Cellular component (GO): nucleus
Molecular function (GO): RNA polymerase II cis-regulatory region sequence-specific DNA binding; DNA-binding transcription activator activity, RNA polymerase II-specific
Source: RefSeq, a predicted model, not a curated record